Messenger RNA from Fusarium odoratissimum NRRL 54006, 3261 nucleotides. RefSeq lists its product as uncharacterized. The transcript has 3 exons. Gene Ontology annotation, molecular function: protein binding; catalytic activity. The record is from RefSeq and is a predicted model, not a curated record. Lineage: Eukaryota; Fungi; Ascomycota; Sordariomycetes; Hypocreales; Nectriaceae. Bases 1 to 3261 code for a protein of 1086 amino acids. Gene Ontology annotation, biological process: nucleoside metabolic process.
AUGGACAAUAAAGGAAAAAGAGACGAAGGCGUUGGUGAAACCACCUCCAAGGGGGAGAAGAGCGACACUGCCCUGACCCACAAUGAUUAUACCAUGGGAUGGAUCUGUGCGCUACCGAAAGAGCUUACAGCUGCGACUGCCAUGCUGGACCAGCAACAUCCGCCAUUGACGAAGCUGCCAAGUGAUAAUAACGCAUACACCCUUGGGUCAAUCAGAGACCAUAAUAUUGUGAUAACAUGUCUCCCUAAAGGCAUGAUAGGCAAUAUAUCAGCAGCAACAGUUGCUAGCUCUAUGGCAAACACAUUCCCGUUUAUCAAAGUAGGUCUUAUGGUUGGCGUUGGUGGAGGUGUUCCAUCUAAUAAAGUUCGGCUCGGCGACGUCGUUGUUAGCACAUCUACUGGCACUUCCUCGGGAGUUAUCAAGUGGGAUUCUGGCAAGGUUCAUGGGGAAGAGAAAUUUGAGCGGACAGGCUCACUGAAUAACCCACCUCAGGCGCUUCUAACAGCGUUAACGUUACUAGAAACGCAACACAAUCUGAAUGGUAGUGAGAUCCCGAAUUAUCUCGAAGAUCUGAAACAAAAGUGGCCCAAGUUAGCCUCUAAAUGUUUGCGGACUGGUUCGCUCAGAGACGUAUUGUUCAAGUCGAGUUAUAGUCACGUCCUAAAGUCUGCCCGGGAACAAGAUAAUGACGGGGACGAAGAACUGGAAGAAAACGACGAAGAGGAGGAAAGCUGCAGUCUUUGUGAUAAGAAUAUGACGGUCAAGAGGAACCCUAGGGAUAUGGUCGUUCAUUAUGGUCUUAUUGCCUCAGGUGAUAAGCUCAUUAAAGACGCUGCUUCCCGGAAUAAACUGAAUAAAGACUUAGGAGGAAAUGUCCUCUGUAUCGAAAUGGAGGCUGCAGGACUAAUGAACCAGUUCCCUUGCCUUAUUAUUCGAGGUAUAUGCGACUAUGCGGACUCACAUAAGAAUAAGGAUUGGCAAGAAUAUGCAGCUAUUAUAGCUGCAGCAUUUGCAAAAGAGCUUUUGCAGUAUGUCCAGGCGAGAGAAUUAGAAGGCGAGCGACCAUUGAAGGACUUAUUAGAGAAUGUUCAUUCCAUCGUGUCCGAAACACAACAAGAUGUUACCGAGAUUAAAGCCAGACAACAAAAAAAUGAUGAUAACUACAUUCUAGACUGGCUCACUGAGGUUAACUAUGGCCUACAACACAGCCAAUACCGAAGCCUUAGGCAACCUGGAACCGGCGGUUGGCUGCCUAAGAUGGACAAAUUUCGAGCUUGGCUAACUACAAAAAGCCAAACUCUCUUUUGCCUAGGCAUCCCAGGGGCCGGCAAAACUAUUCUAACAUCACUCGUCAUUGACGACCUUUGGUCAAGUGUCUUCGAUGAGUCGAAUAUUGGUAUAGCAUAUAUCUAUUUCAGCUUUCAGCGACAAAAAGAACAGACCCUUGAUAGGCUUCUUUUGAGCCUGCUCAAACAGCUUGCUGGAAAAUUGGCUUCCAUGCCAGAAGAAGUCGUUGAUCUCUAUCAUAAACACGAGAAAGAACUAACCCGUCCAACAUACGAAGACAUUAUCUACGUUCUAAGAAAGGUCAUUGCGAAGUAUUCGAGGGUUUUCAUUGUGGUUGAUGCUCUUGAUGAGUACAGUGUCACUGGAAGCUCACGGAAACCCUUUUUCCAAAAGCUCGAUCAGCUUCAGAGGGAAUACCAGAUCAAUAUCUUUAUGACCUCACGUUUUGACAAGUGGAUCACCUUGGAAGUUGAAGAGGCCUUCAGGAGUGUGACGAGGAUAGAGAUUGAGGCAGCUACAGAGGAUAUAGAAACGUAUGUCGAUGGAAAGGUCGACGUACUACCCCCUGCCGUGCAGGAGAACAAAGAUCUAAGAGAAGCUAUCAAAGAAGGAAUCGCAAGCUCUGCGGAAGGAAUGUUUCUUUUAGCACAGGUUUAUCUCAACUUACUAUGCUAUCAAGAUUCAGAAACCGAGAUUCGGCAUCAAUUGGCAGCUUUCGCGAGUCGGAAAGACCAAGGCGAGGAGAAGACAGAAGCACUUGCAGAUGCCUAUAGACAAACCAUGGACAGGAUCAAACAGCAGCAGCCUAAACAUGCCUUGCUUGCGAAACAGGUGCUGGGGUGGCUAUCAUAUGCCAAGAGAGAGCUCACAGUCAAGGAACUCCAGCAUGCUCUGGCAACGAGCUCACUUCACCGCGAAGCUAGUGAUGCAGACCUGCCAUAUGAUGGUAGAUUAGUCUCCGUCUGCGCUGGGCUGGUGACCAUCGACGAGAACAGGAAGAUUAUCAGACUGGUUCACUAUACAGCCCAAGAGUAUCUCAAGCAAAGGCCUGCGGAAUUGCUCCCAAUGACAGAAAGGGAUAUCACGAGAACUUGCAUCUCUUAUCUGUCCUUCAGUUCUUUCGAAGCGAGCCAUAAUCAUAAUGGAGGGUGGGCCAUCCUGAAAUCGCGUCUAAAGCGGUGGCCAUUCUAUCACUAUGCAGCAAAGCAUUGGGGCCACCACGCUCGUGAGUCUGCAAUUUCCGAGGACGAACUUAUGGACCUUCUCACCACUGGAGCGAGGCUUGUGAAGUCAGCAGAAGUACUUAUGGUCAGUGAGGCUUUCAAAAAUCAUGACUACUUCGCCACACCUCCUGAGUCAUUAACUACGCUUCACUUGGCGGCGUAUUUCGGACUAGAGAAGCUUGUUCGUAAACUUCUUGAAUUUGGAAAAGCAGUAGAUGCUGCAGAUAGUCACGGCAGAACUCCUCUCUCUUAUGCUGCAGAGUUUGGGCAUGCAGCAGCAGCUGAGAUAUUGCUUCAAUACAAAGCUGACCCAUAUUCACCAUGUACCAACAAAAGACAAGCCGGAUGGACGCCACUGUCAUUCGCCGUAGAGAAAGGGUGUUUUCGGGUUACUCAGUUAUUGGUAAAAUGGGGACUCGACUUCAUACAGCUCGAGUUGUUUCGCGCCGCGCACGUGGGCCGCAAGGAUAUCGUCCACCUGUUAUUAGAAAACGGCGCUGCGAUGGAAUACCAGCCCAUGUCAAGAAAUGACUGCCUAGGAACGGCAAUCAUCCUUGCAACACAGGGGGGCCACAAGAACGUUGUCCGACUGUUACUCGAAAACGGCGCAAACCCGGCUGUCCAAGUCAGUGGAUACUUCAAAGGACUUAGCCCUCUGGGCUAUGCUGCAGAACAUAGAGGUCAUGGUAUUUUUGAGCUACUGUGCCAUGCAAGUGAAGAAAAGCCGGAUUUUAUUAAUACUACUAGAUAA